GCUGCCGAGGAGAUUGAUACGAUAAGCCGCCGUCUGCCCUAAACGUACAGAAGGUGCAAAUCUUCCUGGAAUGACAGUAAUAAUGAGGCUGUAGCUCGCCUUGAGAACGUCCGAUCGACCGUAGAUCGAUUGUGAUAUAGCGUCAUACUGUGUUUUCGGGUCAGGCCGCCCUUAGAAUUGCAGCCUGCCCUUCCUGUGGGGGUACUCAUCACUUACACUGUCGAAGAAGACUGGAAGUACGGACAGCCCAGAGAGCUUGCCAGUCUGUGCGGUUCCAUAAGGAUUGAUUGUCGCCAAUGGCGAAUCGUCCAAGAUCUUCCCCAGCCUCACUUUGCAGUGAAUCCCACCGCCUGCCUGCCCAUAGAAUGAUGAUCCGCCCUCCGAACCAGCCCCUCGGGGUCACCAGAAGCGGGCUGUCCCGCUGUCAAUUUUCCCAGAGUUCCAGAGCAGACCACACGGCGCUUUUCACGGGUGGGGAAAGGAAUAUCACAUCUGAAGGAGAGGGAGCCCCGAAGGCGUCACUGAACACAGGUGACAGGACACACAGACCCAUUCGGCGGACGGACUACCGACUCUUUGACCCUCUCUCCAUUGAGUACCUACUAGGUACUACUAGUCAUUUGUACCCCGUGACUUCAAAUUGUGCGCCCUCGGCAGUGGUGAAGACAUGUACCCUGCACCUUCCAGGAACAAAUCACAAGCCCGAUAGUACGGAAUACCUUACCUACCAAUACCUUGACUUUGACCUUAAACACAUACCUUCAUAUUUUACGGAGUACUCAUUACUCCGAUUCAGCACUUGCUUCGGGCCUAUAAUGACAGGUUCAGGGUUGUCUGAUGAAACCCGGUAUCGGAAUGGAGCCCAGGCCUCGUGAUGGCUUCCCCUCCUCCAUUCCAUUCUCGGCUAUUUGUUAUAACGGGGCUCUUCCUUUUCUCUAUAUAUAUAUAGAUUUUUGUUUUUGACUGGGGCUUGGAUCGAAGCAACCGCAAUUAACUAGUGCUUUCACACUCUGUCAAGAUACAGAGUAUUCC
Messenger RNA from Aspergillus saccharolyticus JOP 1030-1, 1032 nucleotides. RefSeq lists its product as uncharacterized. The transcript has a single exon. The record is from RefSeq and is a predicted model, not a curated record. The coding region runs from base 297 to 875 and encodes 192 amino acids. NCBI's taxonomy places the organism in Eukaryota, Fungi, Ascomycota, Eurotiomycetes, Eurotiales, Aspergillaceae.